AUGCUCAACGCCCUGGUUCGAGAGCGAUGCAACGAGACCGUUCUUGUCCCGACUAUGACCUAUGCGCUCAUCAAUAUCAUGUCAGAACAGAAGAUCCCCAAGUUGGAUCACCUGAGGCGCGUUGCUAUGGGCGGCUCACCCGUCAGCGAGAAGAACUUAGAGGACUGUUGGACCAAAGUAGGCUUUGAACAGACGGUGGAGGAAGCAAUCAUUCACGGCAGUCCAUGCUGCGGUGAGGUUGGGCUGGGCUGCAGUGUCAAGAUUUGCAGCCCCGGCGCGACAACAGCCGUGGGAAUCAACGUUCCUGGAGAGUUGCAUAUGGCAGGGCCCACGGUUAUCUCGGGCUAUCUUGGUGGGCGCAACAAGGUGGACUUUUACGUGGAAGAUGGGAAGCAAUGGUUCAAGUCAGGAGACCAAGCUGUCAUGGACAAGCAGAACCGAAUCGCUAUCGUCGGGCGAUAUAAGGACAUGAUCAUCCGAGGAGAGAACAUCUCACCGAACGCGAUGGAACAAGUUCUCAACACGGUAGACGGGAUAGAGGCUUACGUCGUUAGCACAGUGGAUGAAAUAGCAGGCGAGGUUCCCGUGAUAGUCUACGUAGGCCGAUCAACACCCACGAAAAAGUUUCAAGAGCUCUGCCUCGGGCGAAUGGGGCCAAGCUAUGUCCCCGCAGCGUCGUAUCGUCUCUCUGACUUGGAAUUGUCUGACUUCCCGAAGAAUCUCACCGGGAAAGUGCUCAAGGACAAGUUGGCUCAGAUAGUCAAAGAGCAUAGGGCCACGGCCACAGUGCCGCAAGUUAGCUCCCCCAAAAGAGAAAACAACAGCUCUGAUGGCACUCCCUAUAUUGUCACAGUCACUUGGGCGAGUCUCCUUGGUAUACAGCCGGAAGAUCUCGAUCUUCAAUCGCAGACCGCGUCAUUUGCAGACAGUAUCAACAUGAUGGGAUUCCGCCAGAAGAUCAAACAGGAGACCGGAAAGAUCCUCACAGUUUAA
Diaporthe citri is the source of this 993-nucleotide messenger RNA. RefSeq lists its product as uncharacterized. NCBI's taxonomy places the organism in Eukaryota, Fungi, Ascomycota, Sordariomycetes, Diaporthales, Diaporthaceae. Gene Ontology annotation, molecular function: CoA-ligase activity. The record is from RefSeq and is a predicted model, not a curated record. The transcript is spliced from 4 exons. The coding region runs from base 1 to 993 and encodes 330 amino acids.